This is a messenger RNA of Anneissia japonica, 1017 nucleotides long. RefSeq lists its product as uncharacterized. The record is from RefSeq and is a predicted model, not a curated record. Gene Ontology annotation, biological process: regulation of non-canonical NF-kappaB signal transduction. The transcript is spliced from 6 exons. NCBI's taxonomy places the organism in Eukaryota, Metazoa, Echinodermata, Crinoidea, Comatulida, Comatulidae. The coding region runs from base 154 to 624 and encodes 156 amino acids. Gene Ontology annotation, cellular component: nucleoplasm.
AUUGCUAUUGCCUAGCAUUCGCGCGUGAUCACGCGAACGCGGUGAUCUUGAAUAUUGGAUCGUUUGUAUUAUUGUUUGCUUUCAAGACGCUUGUCUUAUUGUUGUCAAUAAAAUAAUUUGGUGUUGACAUUUGUACGGUCUGAAGAUUGCAUUAUGCAAGCAAAGACAGAGGAUGGUUGGUUAUCAUGUACCUUAUGUAGAGCAGGCAGACAAGGAUGUAGUGUUCUCAGCAGAGCACAGCAGCGGAAGGUAGAAUGGCCAGCACAAGUACACCAGACAAGACCUGAUAUCCAGGAUCCUCUGGUAUAUACGUCAUUAGAUGAAGCCUUUAGUAGUAUGUUGCAAUUUAUGUCAACGUCAACAAGACAAUGUAAGCGUUUUUAUCGUAGCAUCCCACCAGCAAAUAAAACAACGCAAGAUCAAAGACAUUGUCAUCGGUUCCAUACGCAAAAGAUUGUACCGAUUAAAAAAACCAACCCACUACGCAAGGCAGAAGAUGUACACGUUGUGGUAGCACCUGGGACGUACGCUGUGACCGCAGGUUCAUGGGGAAAGGACCAACAGACUACGCAUGUUGUUCAUGUAACCAAAGGUCAAAGCGUUGACCUUGAUUUUAAUGUAUAGAUAAUAAUAUUUAUAGUCUACUGAAUGUUGGUAUACAAUGUAUGAUUUAGAAUUUGUUGAAAUAAUGUCUCAAAAAAUAUUUAAAUAAUUAUUAAUUUUGAUAAAUUAUGGCUUUCUAAUUUUGGUGUUACUGUUAACUGAUUUAUUUUGUAUGAAUUGUGGACUAACAAAUUUUUAAUUUUUUUUUUUUUUGUAGGAAUAAUCAUGAUAGUAAUUUUGUAGAAGUUUUUAAGUUUUGAAUUCUGUUGGCUUUUGUCAUGAUAUAAAUAUUAAAGGUGAUUUUCUUUACAAUUUUAUAUAUGAUGUUAGUUUAGGAUGGUAAAUUAUGUUUGUAGUAUUAAUUUGUAUAUUUGUUUCAAAGGAUAAGUUGAAAUAAAUUUUGAUACAAGUGGA